CUCUAGCGGUUGCGGUUCCCAUCUCGUAGUUCGGAAGCACGGGUCGGCUCGGAAAAGCAGUAAGAGCAGUUGUACUAGUAGCGAUGAAGGCAGUGAAAGUCGUGAGCACCAGCCUGGUAGUGCAGCUUCGUCAAGCGCUGAUCAUGGUGCCACCAGUGCUGCUGGAAUAUUAGGGAUGGCCAGAAAUCAUAAUACGGUGGAUGAUCAUCAGCAUGGCGAUCAUUCGCCAGCUCCUUCGACGAGAGCAGCUUCAUUGUCCAGCAUGAUGAGUCUGUCCGAAUUUGAAGAAGCAGAAUUACAAGAAGUAGAUCAAGACGUCCACGUAGAGAUGGAACAAGAGUCUGAUGUUGAUGGUGAUCAUCAACACGCCGCCCCAAUGGAGCUGGGAAACGUCGAAGGUAUUUCUUCGACGGAAAUAUCAUGCCCAUGCGCCGGAUCUUCUACUUCAGCCCCACCGUGUGUCGGUCAGUCAAGUACUGGCGCUUUCAAUUAUUCUUGGAUGUUGAGGAAAAACACAUCCGGUGCGACGAACAAGAUGAAGCAGCCGGAUGCCCGUACAUUGGUCCGACAGGAAUUUGACGAGUGCGCAGGCGUCGAAGAAGUUUUCGAGAAGAGGGCCAAUCAGGAUUACUACCUGGAGUUUCUAGCUCUGAAGAGGCUGCUAUACAAGUACCGGCUGAACGGCCGAAAAAUUUGGAGCGACGAGCUUGCAUAUUUGACCAGGCCGACAAUAUCCAACUGUCGCGAAAAGAAGUCCUAUAAAUCGUAUUCUACUGCUACGCCAAAAAUAAAGCCUAAGCCGCGACGUGGUCGGGUUUGGAAAAACUACAAGCAAGAGUCUUUCCAGCGUUGCUUUUGAUGUAUGCAGAUAGAACUCAGUUCGCAACGUUGCAAAAUUAGCACCAUGUGACACUCAGGAUCAACACGAACACACUAGGCGAAGUAUCUUGUUGAGCUACGUAUAGAUAUGUCUUUUCGCCUGCAUAGUCGCUUUCGAUGAACUUUGAGGAUCACUUUCAAGAUUUCGACAUUUGGACGACCUCGCGCCACUCCGGCGAGUUUGGAGAGUCAAAGGAAGCGAUCAAAAUCAAAUCGGGCCUCAGCGCGGCACAGAGUCCCCGCAAAAAUCCGGCGGUUGUCAGGGACAAGGCGUUUGCGAAAGCAGUGUCGGGGGAUUGGUUCCUGAAGCUGACUCCGGAGCAGAAAGAGCAGGUGUUGGAGUUUCUCAAAACGAAGUGGCAACCAGCGCGGUUUGUUUCUCAAAAGAGCCUGGCGCAAACCUACGUGGCGGGCGUGGAGAGUAAUUUUUUAUCCAACAGACGGAACGCAUAAGUGUCGUGUAUUUCUCCAACAUCGCGAUGUAAGUAAGUAAGUAGGUACGAAGAUGAUAAGAAGAUCGGGACUGUGCCUCACGCUGCACCCGUCUCAAAUGAUUUUGAUCACAGGACGGUAGAUCGAUUCUGAUUCAUGAAGCGAGCCAGGAAUAAUCACAAGAACGCAACACAUCUGCUACAGCAUGUUGUGUCAAGUAGAUGAAUUUCGAUAAUUUGUCUUCGUACAAACGCAUGCGCGAUUGUGAAAUUAGUAGCUAGAAGUUCUUGUGUCAACAUAUUGCAGCUUUUGCGUUCUUGCAUAGUUGAAGGUGAAACCGAAAAUGUUCCUGCACAAAUCUGGUGACCUGUCGGGCAAGAUCGCGGAGUUCCAACCUCCCGCACCGAUGCCGUGUCUGUUCCGGGAAUUGUACACUAAAGUGAAAAAGGCGAACGUGUACUACCAGGACGCGCUGUUUUUCCAAGCCCGGAGGAUCUACCGGCACCCGCAGGCCAGGAUCCGGCAGCACCCGCGAAGACUGAAAUUCUGCGAAAUUGUAAACCUCGUGAAAGAAGAAAUGGAGGCCAUUCUGAAGCUUGGGAGCAAAAUCCAGGAAAAAGCGCUGAACCGGAUAGGAUAGCGGAAAUGCGUUUUUUUUAAAGCUUCGUUUGUCCUCUACUUCAGCUUCACGACUGGCACUUCCACUUCCGGUCGUGCGAAUACUUGUCACGAGCGCGGCUCUUUGGCAAGUUCCUACAUGCAUGUGCAACGGCAGCGAGCUUAUGAUUAUGUUGUUUUUCAUGAAAUAGAAAUAAUUUUGUUUGCAGAUUUUCAGUAUAUCUGAACUGCAACUGUAGAUAUCGACGAGCGGAAGUGAGGGUUAGUUCGUCGCGCUGAAGAGAACCGACAGACACGAAGCGUCUACUUUUUCCUCAUCGAUAGCCGAGUGCGGAGCUGAAUGGGGCAGACGCGAAAUGGAUUGAACCACCACCGUGGAACCAGAACAGGUUCCUUUUUGGACUCUUUUGAGGAACAAAUCGGCUGCAAGAAGAAGUUAUUACGCUGUUGCUCUGCUCUUGUAUCUGAAAUGAACUGCUGCAAGAUUUUAGAAGUAUUAGACGAGUCGUCUUCGUCUCGAUGUCACGACCGCCGUCAUUGUAAGCAGGUAUAACCGAAGGACGUCCGAGAGCAGAUAGGUCCGGGGACUUUACAUGUACCAGACAAAACAAACCUGCAGGUGGUCUCUUGUGCGGCACGCGGACAAUCAUCAAUAGGAAUACUUAUUUAAAUGCAUUCGCAGAUUUUUUCCGCCUAAAAAAUAGAAAAAUCAGAACACAGAACAAGAGCUUCACAUAAGAAGUCGCGCCAGAAGAGCUCGAUCUUGAGAAAGCUCAAAGCUGGCGUGAGGUCGACACGGGGCUACUAGUGCGAGCUGGUUUCAACAGGUCUCUGAUGUUGUUAGAUUAGAUAUCCAUAUCGUUUCAAUAGAAAGAGAACUACACUAUUUUUGCGUCGGAAAGUGCGCUGCUUGUCCUACACAUUAAUAUACCAGCGGCACUUUACGUCGCUAUCCUAAUAUGCUAUCUAUCGCUAUAUUAUGGUUUCGUAUAGAGGACGAAGAAUUUAUCUCUCGAGUAGUAUCUAUGUACUCAUCUUCUUUUCUUGACUUUUUGCACAUUCUGUAUCCGUUGUAUAUGCUGACAAAGGAAAAAAUGAAAAAUGAGAUCCCUUGAAUUGUAACGUCUAACCAGUUGAUAGCACCUACCAUGUGAGGCGAAGGAGAGGAACCUAGGAGCUGCUUGGUGAUGAUGUGAUGUUCCCCGGCCUUUAUUUUUUUACCAGGCACGCAAAAUCAGAACAAUGAUCCAGGCAGGUUCGGAUUGAGAACGAUGAUCCAGGCAGGUUCGGAUGUCUUCACCGGCAGGAACCUGAAGAGGACCAACUCUUUUGGCACACAAGAAUCAAC
Messenger RNA from Amoebophrya sp. A120, 3277 nucleotides. NCBI's taxonomy places the organism in Eukaryota, Dinophyceae, Syndiniales, Amoebophryaceae. The record is from the annotation of a GenBank genome assembly.